Messenger RNA from Lottia gigantea (owl limpet), 1116 nucleotides. RefSeq lists its product as hypothetical. The transcript has a single exon. The record is from RefSeq and is a predicted model, not a curated record. Bases 1 to 1116 code for a protein of 371 amino acids. Gene Ontology annotation, biological process: regulation of DNA-templated transcription. Gene Ontology annotation, molecular function: DNA-binding transcription factor activity, RNA polymerase II-specific; RNA polymerase II cis-regulatory region sequence-specific DNA binding. NCBI's taxonomy places the organism in Eukaryota, Metazoa, Mollusca, Gastropoda, Lottiidae.
AUGUUGCCCAGUUCGAUUCAUUCUCAAGGUGGAGUUUGGGGACAAAACCUUCCAUUCAAUCAACAGCUGGAACAUAUUUGUGAUCCCAGAAAGGCAGAGAAAGCUCUAAAACUUGAUGAUUGUAAUAAGUCAUUUAUGGAACCUGCUACAGUUAUCAAGCCGAACUGGUCUAUAAUAGAUAGACCAUACAGUUGUGAUGUUUGUAGUAAAUCAUUUUCUAAGAAGUGUCAUCUGACUAGACAUUUUAAAACACAUACUGGAGAGAAACCUUAUAAAUGUGAUGUUUGUAUUAAAUUAUUUACUACGAACUCUCAAUUGGCCAGUCACAUGAGAACACAUACUGGAGAAAAACCUUUUGAAUGUGGCAUUUGUAGCAGAUUUUUCACUACAAAGGCACAGUUAACUGGUCAUAUCCGAACUCAUACUGGAGAGAGACCGUUUGGUUGUGAUGUUUGUGAUAAGUCAUACACUACAAGCAGUGCUCUUACUCAGCAUAUAAGAACUCAUUCUGGAGAGAAACCUUACAAAUGUGAUGAUUGUAUGAAAUUCUAUAGCACACGAAAUGCUUUAACGAAACAUUUACGCACACAUAAUGGAGAAAAACCUUUCAAAUGUGGCAUUUGUGAUAAAUCAUUUACUACAAAUUUUGUGUUAACUAAUCAUGUGAAAAAACAUUUAGGAGACAAACCAUUUCAAUGUAAUGUUUGUGAUAAAUCCUUUACAACUAAUAGUGAUUUAACUAGUCAUAAUAGAACACAUGGAGAAAAGCCUUAUAAAUGUGGAAUCUGUUUGAAAUCAUUUGUUACUAGAAUGGAUUUGACUAGACACAUUAGAACUCAUACUGGAGAGAAACCCUAUACAUGUGUUUAUUGUAGUAAAUCUUUUAACAGAAACAGUAAUUUAACAAAACACAUUAGAAUACAUACAGGAGAGAAACCUAAAACAAAUAAUGUAUUAAGUAACUCCUUUACUACGAGCGACUCCUUAAAAAUGCGCUUUAUGCCAAAAACUAAGGAGAAAGAUUGCACAUGUGGUGUUUGUGGGAAAUCAUUUAUGACAUUUAAACAGUUGAUUUCACAUAUAGGAACACAUACAUCUUUAUAUCUAGCAAUAUAG